Messenger RNA from Phymastichus coffea, 2529 nucleotides. RefSeq lists its product as uncharacterized. Gene Ontology annotation, molecular function: protein binding. The record is from RefSeq and is a predicted model, not a curated record. Lineage: Eukaryota; Metazoa; Arthropoda; Insecta; Hymenoptera; Eulophidae. Gene Ontology annotation, biological process: regulation of DNA-templated transcription. The transcript has 10 exons. The coding region runs from base 489 to 2027 and encodes 512 amino acids.
ACGAGUUGUCGCUGAUCUGCGCCAAGGCCGGGUCGGCGAGGAGAGAAUAUAUCUCCUUCUCUCUGCCUCGCUUCGCUCGAGCUCCUCAGUCGAUUUAUACGUAUAUACGGGAGAGCAGCAACAGCGAAUUCGUCGCGCGCCAGCCGCAGAGCAGAGAGAGAGAGAGAAAAGUUGUAAGCCGGAUCUUUCUCUCUGUGCAGUUCUCGCGCAAGAGUAUUUCCAUCCGCACGCGCGCGCCGCCGGACUAGUAAAUUUCCGAGCCGCAAGUGCAUUGUGUGUCCGUGUACGUGUGAGUGCGUCGCGCAGCUCCGAACCCAAAGUGUUUCGACGUCCAUUUGUUCCGUUUUUCCUGCACUUUACUCCGCUCUUAUAAAGCUUCCAGACGAUUUAUUUGUGUCGCUGUGUUUCGCCCUUUUUUCCCUUGCUUUUGCUGUUGUCUCGCUUUUUUGGAGCUGUUUGGCAUGCUGGAAAACUGAGGAGCUCUCGGUAUGGUGUCGAGGCGGAGAAUCCUGUCGCGCUCGCGGGACAACCUCGCGGACGCGCAGUACGAGCAAGAGGAGGAGGAGGACGUCUGGUACAACAUGGACAAACUGUUCAAGGAUCACAUACAGGAAGUGCUGGACAAGUGGAACCAGAUCGACGACGAGAUCUGGGCUAAGGUCAUCGUUUUCGAGAGGAACCGACGCGUCGCCAAGGCCUACGCCAGGGCGCCGGUGCUCACCGUCAACGGCUCCGACGAUGGCUUCGAUGGAUUUAGGAUAGGACUGUGCGGCUUCGACAAUCCGAUGCGCGACGCUCGCACGGAGGAGGCGAAGAAGCACAUAAACCAAGGAGUGAAAAUUAAGAUGGACGAGCAGGGCAACAUACUGAUAAAGAGGUUGUGCAAGAGCAACGUCUACGUGAAGGCGACCAACCAGGAGGACAACGCUAUUGGACCCGAGAUCAUACGCAACUCUCAGGGUGCACUCGAGCACGAGAAACCCGGCAAGUUGUUCGACAUGAACAAAUUCCAAACGAACCUGUCGCGAGAAACGAGGCGAUCAUAUCCGGACAGACGGAGGCUGGAGACUCAGUGCCUCAGUGCAGUGGUGUUUGUGCGUACCGAGGCCGACAUACUCCAGUGCCCCGUCUGGGUACUCAUCGUCAAUGUCGUGGGCCUGGACAUGCUCAAGUCAAAACUACCGCCAGUGCUGGCGCUACAGAGGCCGGUGGACAUAAAGAACCGACCGCGCAUCCCGAUCCCCGACGAGGACCCGUACAGCGUGGCGACCACGUCGUCCAACAGCGAGGCCCGCCACGAGCAGAUUUACGCCGCCUAUCAGCGCCAACGCGGCGAGUCCGGCGGGCAGCGCGCCUCGGCCGGGUCGUCCGGGGCCGCGGCGCACCGACGCGGCGCCGGCAACGGCCUGGCCGCCGGGCCCAACGAGAGACCGCCGAAACUGCCGCCAAGGGAAAAUCUCUACGGCCACGACAUACCCAAGAUGCCGAGGCAGGUUUACGUGAAGCCGGACUACGAUGACAUCGAGGACGACUACGUGUCGAGCUCCGCGAGGGCGCCCGUCGUCGAGGACAAGAAGAGCAAAAAGGAGAACAAUAAGAAAUACGACGAUCCAUACUACUGCGGGCUACGAGCGCGUGUGCCGAAUUUCGUGAAAAUGGCCAAAAGCUUGACGAGCAACGGCCAUUCGAACGGGCACUCCAAGUUGCCGUCCGGCUACGUGCAACGUGCCUCCCAAGUGCAGCCACCGCAGCCACAUCAUCACCAUCACCACGCAGUUUACGGGCAUGGCUAUCCGAUAAGCCACAGUCAGUCGUCCCAGAUCUACGGCACAACUCAGGCGCCGAUGCUACCCAACCCGACGAAGAGAACUUCGAUCAUGUAUCACGCGAGGAGCUUCGAGAGUGGACUCGAUUCGGACGACAGAAUCGAUUCUCCAUACAAUCACAUUUAUGGAAGGUUACCCAUCCCGACGAGAGGCAUGAUACCACCAACGCCUCGCGGCAUGUACAUCGGCGAGUGGGACUAGGGCAUAUGAGAAACAGUUCGGCUUCUACUAUCUUCACUUCUUCAUCAACUUCUUCAGCACUCAACGAUGAUGACAACCCACCGCCCUCCUUCUUUCUACCUCCCUUUUCUCUCGCUCCGCGUCACUUUUACCUAUGACAAUUUUGUAUAUUAUUAAUUUUACUACAUGAAUACUCAAGUGUUUAUUUUCCUUCUCUUGAUGCUCUCUUUCUUCAUUUUCACUGUCUUACGAUAAGCUAUGUACUUUGAUUAUUUGUACUCGAAUUAUGAGGAAAUUUUGUAAAAUACUAGAUGUGAAUUGUUAAUCGUAUGUUUCUUUGCAGUGUAUUAUGAACAUAUUAUAAAAGAAUAAAAUCGCGAAGACUAGUGUGCCAUGUCAAAUGGAGAACAGAUGGCAAGCUGCGUCGACUCUCUUUCUCUCUUCUAUCGAGUCGGCAUGCGGAUUUUUUUAUUUUUUAUCGGAAAAACAUAGUUAAUGCGUUAAGUCAUGUUUUAAACAUCCU